This is a messenger RNA of Arabidopsis arenosa, 1546 nucleotides long. NCBI's taxonomy places the organism in Eukaryota, Viridiplantae, Streptophyta, Magnoliopsida, Brassicales, Brassicaceae. The record is from the annotation of a GenBank genome assembly.
AAAAGAACUCACUGAUCUGUUCUUGUUUCUAUAUCUCUCUAAUGGAUUCGUUGAGAUUAAUAUCUAAGAGCAUCAAGAUUGAAGGAAACCCAUUUGGUUUCUCUCACCAACGCAAUCAAAUUUUCCUCAAAUCCGUCGCUUUCUUCCUUUUGAUCGGUCUCGCUUACCGUUUUAUCAUCACUGAUUCCACCGUCUCUCCUGUUACCAACGUUCAAACCUUGCCGCCUGCGGAUCCUUCUGGUCUCACUUCCAUUGCUCAAGCUCAAGCCUCCGUUGAUUCCCCAGUAAACAUCACAACCAUUAUUCCUUCCCAAAAUGUUUCAACGAAGUGUGAUAUCUUUAUUGGGAAUUGGGUACCAGACCCAUCAGGUCCAGCCUACACCAAUGUCUCUUGCCGUCAUAUCCAAGAUUACCAAAAUUGCUUGAAAAACGGACGGCCAGAUGUGAAUUACCUUCAAUGGAGAUGGCAACCUCGCGAUUGCGAUCUCCCGAGGUUUGAUCCUGAGCAAUUUAUUGACAAUAUGAGGAACAAAUGGUUGGCUUUUAUCGGUGAUUCCAUCUCUCGUAACCAUGUCCAAUCCCUCAUCUGCAUCCUCUCUCAGGUAGAAGAAGUAGAAGAUAUCUACCAUGACAAGGAAUACAAAUCCAAGAUUUGGAGAUUCCCUUCUUACAACUUCACACUCUCUGUCAUUUGGUCUCCUUUCCUUCUACAAACUGAAACCUUUGAGAACAACGUCAAUGGAGUUGACAUUCAACUACACCUCGACAAGUUAGACCAAAAGUGGACAGAUCAGUACAUCAAUUUCGACUACGUCGUCAUCUCCGGUGGAAAAUGGUUCCUCAAAACAACAAUCUUUCAUGAAAACAACACCGUAACCGGAUGCCAUUACUGCCAAGGGAAGAACAAUAUGACCGAACUCGGUUAUCUCUACUCGUACCGAAAGGCUCUUCGUUUGGUUUUAGACUUUGUCGCUGAACCAAACCAUAAAGCUCAUGUUCUGUUCAGAACAACAACACCUGAUCAUUUCGAGAAUGGAGAGUGGGACUCUGGUGGUUUCUGUAACCGAACAAUGCCGUUUACGGAAAGCAACGAAGGAGAGAUGAAGAGCGAGGAUGUAUCGAUGCGUGAUAUCGAGCUUGAAGAGUUCUAUAAGACUACUAAACAAGAAGGUUCCAAUUCAAACAUUGGAUUACUUGACACAACUUCAAUGUCGCUUCUCCGACCAGAUGGACAUCCCGGACCAUACCGGUAUCCGAAUCCUUUCGCUGGGGUGAAGAACAAGGAGCUGAAUCAGGUUCAGAACGAUUGUCUUCACUGGUGCUUACCCGGUCCGAUUGAUUCAUGGAAUGAUCUAAUGGUGGAGGUGAUGCUUAACCGGGAACGGCAAAGACGAGAAUAGCCUUGAAUUCACGUGCUAUUAGAAGUGCAGAGAUUGUUUUCAAGCCAACAAGUUAUGGAUAAUGCUGUUCUAAUGCUGCUAGAUCUCUAAAAUGUGUUCUACGUUAAGUGCAUAAUGUUAUGGCUUAUUAAAAGCAGGGAGCAAUG